Molecule: messenger RNA, 738 nt
Organism: Penicillium diatomitis
Lineage: Eukaryota; Fungi; Ascomycota; Eurotiomycetes; Eurotiales; Aspergillaceae
Product: high-affinity Cu transporter CTR3
Exons: 4
Coding region: 1-738 (245 amino acids)
Biological process (GO): copper ion transmembrane transport
Cellular component (GO): membrane
Molecular function (GO): copper ion transmembrane transporter activity
Source: RefSeq, a predicted model, not a curated record
AUGGCGUCUUUCUCUUCAAUGUCCAUGCCGGAUCUGCCAGCAAUGACCGCGAUGCCUAGCGGAUUGGGAUUCAUGAACACGAGCUCCAUGGGAAUGCCGGAUAUGCCGGAUAUGCCCUUGAAUGGAUCGGCUCCUCCAGCCAUGCCCGGUAUGGAUGGUAUGGACAUGAGCUGUCGCAUCUCGAUGCUUUGGAACUGGUUCACUAUUGAUGCCUGCUUUCUUUCCAGCACCUGGCACAUUCGUUCCAAGGGUGCCUUCGCUGGCUCGUGUAUCGGCGUUAUUCUUCUCGUCAUCAGUUUGGAGUUCCUCCGCCGCCUGGGUCGCGAGUUCGAUGCUUUCAUCCUCCGUCGAGCCCAUCAGCGACAGUCGACUCUGGACGGUUCUCCCUACAAAGGCCAAACCACAGGCUACAUCAAGUCCAACAUCCCCAUCGGCAGGUCAAGACGGUACCAAGUUGAUGGGUUCUGGUGCUGUCACGGCUGUUUCCUCUGGGGGUUGCGAUCUACCGAAAAUGGCUCGGCCUCUCGUCAAAGCCAUGAGGCUGUCAUCUCCUAUCGCCCUUCGCCUCUCGAGCAGAUCAUCCGAGCUUUGUUACACACGGUUCAAUUCGCGGUGGCAUACAUCAUCAUGUUGCUAGCCAUGUACUUCAACGGCUACAUCAUCAUCUGCAUCUUCAUUGGAGCUUUCCUGGGUGCUCUCGUCUUCUCGUGGCAGCCUCUGUCUCUCUCACAUGAGUAA